AUGGGUCCCCCGAGGGCACUGGAGGAGCCCUCGACCACAGACAUGGGCCUGAAGUUCUGGGGCACGAGACCCGACAAGCGGCCCGCGGAUGACAUAGCGCUGUCUUCCGGGUCAGAGAGCGACGCGGGAGCCGUGGCACCGCUGACCAGCACUGCCAAAAGCGGCAAGAAAGCUAAAGCGGGGAGGCGCCAAAGUGGCCCUAAAAACAGGACGGACCCGCUGGGCCAGGCACCCAUCGUCCUGGUCGAGCGCUUGCCGCUCAGCUCCAUCUCGCACUUACCGCAGCAGGAGACGGAAGUGACCGAGACCAGCCCCAACUCCUUCAACACGGGUGCCGAGUCGGACUCGGCGCGGAGCGGGGGCUCGACGCACGACGCGGGACUUGCCCAGGCGAAGCGGGAGCUUCACCGCCUGAGGCGAGAGGAGCUCCAGCGCAAGGCCGAGCAGGAGCUGGCAAGCCUCACGCGGUCGCUGGCGCCUGGAAAGUCCCCUAAGAGUGGCGGGACGAUCUCGGGCCCACCAGACACAGACGGGGCGGACAACAGUGCGGCGUCGCUCCACCAAAGGGUGAAAAACAGCCUCAAGACGGUGGAGUUGGUGGCCACUGGGUCCGCCAACCUAAAGGGGACAUUUGUACGGGCCCUCAAGGUGGCUGUCGCGUCAAUCGGGGAAGCGGUCGAAGACCUGAAGGAGCUUACUUCCUCCGAAGAGACGCGACGGCUACAGAGGCAGAAUGCCAACUUGAGGGUGGAGGUUAAGGACCUGCGCUCCGAAGUGGAGGAGCUGAAAGCGGAGCUCCGGGCCCACUUCAAGAAGCAGGCCCCGCCCUCCUCGUCCCUCCCCAAAGAGGCACCACAGCCCGUCACUGUCCCCCCAGGACGUUCCGAUGUGGACGAGCUGGUCGGAGCAGUCGCGGCCAGGGUAGGGCGGAUGCUCGACGAGAGGCUCGGAGCUCUCGAACGCGACGGCAGGCUUUUGCCAGGGCGAAAAAAGGGCGACAAAAAGAAAGCCAAGGGUAAAGGAAAGGGUAAGAAGAGCGCGCCGAAACCGUCAGCGAAGGCCACCGCCACCGAGAGUCCUCUUCCACCCGCUGCCGAACCCCCCCGGCCAGCGGCCGCCACAUCCACUGACGAGGGCUGGAAGGUGGCGGUCGGCGGCAGAAAAAAGAGGAGGAAAGCAGCAGCAGCGACCAGGGCAAGGGCGCCCCAGCCGGUACCGCAGCGGGCGAAACCCAAAGCCCGGAGACUUCGCCCUCCUCGCUCGGCAGCUGUGGUGCUAACCCUACAGCCGGAGGCCAUUGAAAGCGGUGUCAACUACGCCCAGGUGCUCUCCAGGGCAAAGGAGACAGUUAACCUGGAGCAGUUCGGCAUCACCGCCUUGAGAUUUAAGCGGGCAGCCGCUGGUGGCAGGGUACUGGAAAUUCCAGGUGCUGCCAGCGGCGAGAAGGCUGACCUGCUGGCCGAAGCGCUAACCGAAAAGCUGGGGAGCGACGUCGUCAGAGUCUCCAGGCCGGUGAAGUGCGCGGAGCUGCGAGUCACCGAACUCGACGACUCAGUGUCCCCUGGCGAGGUGGUCGCUUCGGUCGCUAAGGUCGGUGGCUGUGCGGAGGGCCAGAUCAAGGCUGGAGAGAUUAGGCAGGAUGCCUCUGGCCUCGGCACGAUCUGGCUUCGCUGCCCAGUCGUCGUAGCCAAGAAGGUGGUGGAGGCCGAUCGAGGGCGACUCCAGGUAGGGUGGGUCCGGGCAGCGGUAAAACUGCUGGAUCAGCGUCCCAUACGGUGCUUUAAAUGCCUCGAAACGGGGCACGUGCGGGCAAACUGCACCAACGACGCUGACCUCAGCGACGCCUGCUACCGCUGCGGCAAGCCCGGCCACAGAGCGGCUGCCUGCUCGGAGGAGCCACGCUGCGCCAAGUGCGCAAAGGAGGGGAAAAAGGCCGACCAUAUGCUUGGUUCCAAGGCGUGCCUAACCUCUGCCCCGAAAAAGGCGAAAUCGAGAGCUGGAGCCACCCGACGGGCCCCAUCCCAGCCCAGGAAGUCUCCAGACAUCGUUAUGGAGACGCAGGAGGUGGACCCAACCAACGUCGAAUAG
Molecule: messenger RNA, 2088 nt
Organism: Leguminivora glycinivorella
Lineage: Eukaryota; Metazoa; Arthropoda; Insecta; Lepidoptera; Tortricidae
Exons: 2
Coding region: 1-2088 (695 amino acids)
Molecular function (GO): nucleic acid binding; zinc ion binding
Source: RefSeq, a predicted model, not a curated record